Molecule: messenger RNA, 1296 nt
Organism: Prosopis cineraria
Lineage: Eukaryota; Viridiplantae; Streptophyta; Magnoliopsida; Fabales; Fabaceae
Product: probable LRR receptor-like serine/threonine-protein kinase At4g29180
Exons: 6
Coding region: 62-1135 (357 amino acids)
Biological process (GO): protein phosphorylation
Molecular function (GO): ATP binding; protein kinase activity
Source: RefSeq, a predicted model, not a curated record
GAGAAAGAAGUAUUUUGUCCCACUUAUUGCAUCUGUAGCAGCAUCCAUAGCAGUUAUAGUAAUGAUUGUCCUUAUUUGUCUCAUGAUGAAGAGAAUCAAAAGGAAGAAACAAAGAGCAUUCAAGAAAGAUGGGCAGGAGAAAUCAAAGAAACAAUUGUUUUCUCUCAGAGAGGUUACUAGAAUUACUAGUAACUUCAAAACUGUGAUUGGAAAAGGAGGAUUUGGAGAAGUUUACUUUGGCACUCUGCAAGAUGGUAGAGAAGUUGCAGUGAAGUUGCUUUCUCAGACAUCGAGGCAAGGAUAUAGAGAAUUUCACUCAGAGGCAGAUUUGUUGACUGUUGUUCACCAUAAAAACUUGGUCUCUUUUGUGGGGUACUGUGAAGAAGGUGAUGUGAAAGCACUGAUUUAUGAAUAUAUGGCUAAGGGGAAUCUGCAACAGCUAUUGUCAGAUAAAAAUCCAAAUGCUUUGAAGUGGUUUGAGAGACUUCAAAUUGCAGUGGAUGUUGGACUUGGUUUGGACUAUUUGCAUUAUGGCAUUAAGCCUCCCAUAGUUCAUAGAGACUUGAAGACCUCCAACAUUUUGUUGAAUGAAAACAUGCAAGCUAAAAUUUCAGACUUCGGACUGUGCAGAUCUUUUGCUAAUGAACACGACAGUCAUAUAUCAACUAUACCAGCUGGCACACUUGGUUACCUUGAUCCUGAGUUUCGUGGCUCCGGAAAGUUGAAUAGAAGGAGUGAUGUUUACAGCUUUGGGAUCAUUCUGCUUGAGCUAAUCACUGGGCAGCCUGCAAUGAGAGAGGAGUCACUUGGAGUCAAGAUACCAUUAGUCGACUGGGUUAACCCAAAAAUUAACAAUGGAGAUAUUGAAUCCAUCCUUGAUCCAAGGUUACAAGGACAGUACAAUAGAAGUACAGCAUGGAAACUCGUGGAAAUUGCCAUGUUCUGCACUCAACCUAUUGCAAUCCAAAGGCCUGACAUUAGUGAAGUGUUAACUGAGCUAAAGGACUGUUUAUCUUUGGAAAUAACCCAUGAAAGAUCAGAGAGCAGCAUGAGAAGGUCCAGCCAUAAUUCACUGGAUACAAGUUCUUUGAAUCCUUUUCAGAUUGAUUCAUCAUCAGGCCCGCAUGCUAGAUAGUCUUAUUUCGAAUUAAGAAGUCUCGAGCAUGAAUAAAUAAUGUUCCCUUUUGGAAAGAUUGGUUUGUGUGGACAGUCUGUAUGUUUAUUGUUUAAUUCGCAGUUUAUAAUGACAUAUUUAGCUUAAUGUUACACUAAUCCACUAGGCAAUUUUCUUUCAAA